Molecule: messenger RNA, 3033 nt
Organism: Podospora anserina S mat+
Lineage: Eukaryota; Fungi; Ascomycota; Sordariomycetes; Sordariales; Podosporaceae
Exons: 3
Coding region: 1-3033 (1010 amino acids)
Biological process (GO): Golgi to plasma membrane transport; exocytosis
Cellular component (GO): exocyst
Source: RefSeq, a predicted model, not a curated record
AUGGCUGACAUCGAGCGAGAGCGGGCCGUUCUCGACUUCUACCAAAUAUCAUCGCUGAAACCUGAAACGCUGGUCCAGUGGCCAACAGAGAAAGACCGCGACAGCGACGCCUCCGAAGAUGAGAGUGUCAAGAAAAAGGCGAACAGGAGGAAGUCGAGAUACCAGGCAUUGGAAAGGGCUGUGAGCACCAGGAGUAGCUUCGUCCCUGGUUCUGAGACUUCAGGGAGUGGUGUUGCGAAUUUGGUGCAGCGAGACGAGCCAGACCCCCUAGGGUCAACUGACAGUGUUGUUCGGACAUUGAAACAGCUGGGGGUUCCUCUUCAAGAUGACUUGAAGCUUCGCAACCGAUUCCUCCUCUCCUCGACGACCUUCUCCCCAGCGCUCUUCCUAUCCCAAAUGCACGCCACAGCCGAUACCCAAUCCCUCCUCAACGGUCUAGACAUACUGUCUCGAUCGAUCGACCAAAAAUCCGCCUCUUUGAAAGUGCUCGUCGAAUCCAAUUUUGAGCGCUUCGUCCGCGCCAAAGCCACCAUCGACAAUGUCUACAAAGAAAUGAAAUACCGCGGGGUUGAUCCCACGCCGCCUCGGGCCAGGGCGCACUCUCGACAUGCCAGCAGGAAUAGUUUUCGGAGUGGCAGCGGUGCGCCCAUGACGAGCCCCCUGAACCCUGCGACGGACCCUAGAAAGAAGAACGCUUUGGCGAAAGAAAGCGAGUACGGUAUUUUGGGUAUCAAAGCGCCAUUGCUUGAUGUAUCGGCCAAGGCAGAGGAGGUUUGGGGGCCAGCUCUCGGUGGCCGGGAGAAGGAAGAGCAUUUGAAAACUGUGGUCUCGUCGCUGGAUAGCUACAAGGAGUAUGUUGAGAUCAGUGCAGCUAUCGCUGACAGCAUCAAGCGCAAUGAUCAUGAAUCAUUGGUGGAGGAAUACACAAAAGCGAGAAGAUUUGCCGAACAAGCAAAGCAGCUUGCGCAGGAACUCGAGGGGUCGCAGCCAGAUGAGGACCAGGUGUAUCGUAUCGUACUGGCAGCGCGCAUGUGGCAUGACGUGGAGGAACAAAUCAGCAACCUCAAACGUGAUAUCUGGAGGAGCUUGGUAUCUCCAUACAACAUGGCAAAGCCAGACUCUGGGAAGUCGGGUGACCAGCAUAUGGAACUGAUCACCCUCCUCCUGGAGCUCGGUGUGGAAGACAACCCCAUCUGGGUGUGGCUGCUCAGUCGUUACGACUACUUGAAGAGCAAGAUUCAGUCGACGACGGAGCGGUCCAAGGUCGAGAUUGAGAUCCUGAGGCGCCGUCUUGCCAAUUCUGAGAAGCCGAGCCCUCAGACGAUUGCUUCUCAUAUGCGAACUCUUGGACGUCAAUCCCUCGAAUCAAAGACUAAAACCUUUGACUCCCCUGACAUUGCCGAGUUGUGGGAGCUCAACGUGGCUUAUAUGAGCAACUUGCUCUCCUCUCAGGGGAUUUUGGGAGAGGUUCUCGAGUUUUGGCAGACGGUUCAGGGGUUUAUUGAGGGGAAGACGCAGAGGAGCUUGCCGGUUGGGUAUAGAGGCGAGUCGAAGGAGCAUCAUCGGUUGUCUCAACAGGGCACGGUUGAUCUCCAGAAGGGCGCUGUGGAACUGGUCAGUUUGAUUCGGGAGAGUGUGUUGAUGUUUUUUGCUGGGCCUCCGCCAGAGGAUAUCUCGUUGCUGUUCUCGCCUAUGCCGCAGACGCCGAGCACGCCGGGGUAUGGUGGGAAUUUGACACCGCGAGACCCGAGGUUCAAUCUUGAUCCGAAUAAUAUCCCGCCACCGUCGCCGAGGAGAGGGGAGGCUUGGGAGAAGUUUGCGUUUUGGCCGCCGUGGUCUAAUUCGUUGAGUGGUGUUCACUACCUCGCUCGGAUGUUGGUUCUUGUUGGUGCGGCGGCGUGCGAUAUGGCUUCUAUUGAACCGGUCGGGCAGGGAGAUGCAGCCGAAGUCGAGCGGGUUAAGACCCUGGUUGGCGUGGCAAGGGAACGAUGCGUGACUGCGUUGUGCGCGGCGUGGAACAGGGACGCCGAAAACAUCAAGUACGUGGAGGACUGGAACAGGUCCCCGGACAGAAAAGAGGUGACCAAGAUGCCUGCCAGUUUCAAGGCGUUUGAGGGGGCGUUGUUGGCGGGUAUGCAGAACAUUCUCUACAUCUCGGAAGCUAUGGACAAACCGGGUGCUGGGGAGAUUGUUCUGCCUCCGCCGCCGAAGCUGUUGCAGAUGGUUAGAAGCCAGUAUGUGACGACGCUGUACAAGGCGCUGAGCGGGAUGGUGGAGAAUGCGGAAAGGCCGGUGAAGAAGGCGGAUGAUGAGUGGACGAACGUCCGCAUGCUAUUAACCCUCUCCAACCUCUCGGCCCUCCGCACCGAAAUCGUCCCCGACCUCAACACCCAGUUUGAAAACGCGUUUAGCGUCAAACUCACCGAUGAGACAAAAACCAUCCGUGACGUCCUCAGUCAAAUCGAUGCUCGGCUCUUCCAAUCCUACACCCGCCCCGCCAUUGAGACACUGAAACGCAUCAUCCGCGCCGGAGUGUCGGAUCCAAACUGGGCGCCCUCCUCCCCGUCCCGGCCAAAAGAAGUCCGUCCUUAUGUCUACGAGGCGCUCCUGUCUCUCGUCCUCGUCCACACUCAGGUAUCGACCACAGCCGCGACAUUGACCUCCCAGGUCCUGUCUUAUCUGCUCGAACAAGCCUCGAAGGAACUGCUGGAAGCUUUCAAGUCGAGGCAGCGGUAUAACCUUGAAGCACUGAUGCAAGCAACAUUGGAUGUUGAGUUUGUGGCGCAGACGCUGAGCCAUUACACUACUGACCGGGCAAGCGAGCUCCAGAGCCAGAUUUAUCAGGAGUUGGAUGGGAGGACAGAUAAUGAGGCUAGGGCGAGGUUGCAGGGGGAGUUGCCGGAGAUGAGGGCAGUUCUGAAGAGGUUGAGGGAGGCGAGUAAGAGCGAGUUUGCUUGUUUUAGGAAGCCUAAGAGGCCGGUAGGAAAUGGGUUGGAGAGGAGGGAGACCGGGGGGAGUGUGGGGAGUUUGUGA